Molecule: messenger RNA, 2749 nt
Organism: Odontomachus brunneus
Lineage: Eukaryota; Metazoa; Arthropoda; Insecta; Hymenoptera; Formicidae
Gene: Prp19
Product: pre-mRNA-processing factor 19
Exons: 8
Coding region: 143-1657 (504 amino acids)
Biological process (GO): DNA repair; protein ubiquitination; mRNA splicing, via spliceosome
Cellular component (GO): Prp19 complex; U2-type catalytic step 1 spliceosome; cytoplasm
Molecular function (GO): ubiquitin protein ligase activity; protein binding
Source: RefSeq, a predicted model, not a curated record
UUGUUCUUAUUGGUCAAUUAAAUGCUACUUUACCCAUUGAGUAAAGUUUUGGAACGCACCCACGAAGUAGAAGAAAAGUACGGUGGGAAGAGUCAGUAAACGCGCGUCAGUCGUGCACAAUCGCGGUCAGUCGUGCCUGAAAAUGGCGUUAUCUUGUGCGAUUUCCAAUGAAGUGCCAGAACAUCCAGUAAUAUCUCUUGUUUCUGGAUCAAUAUUUGAAAAACGUCUUAUUGAAAAAUAUGUUGCUGAAAAUGGAGUUGAUCCUACUAAUGGCAAAGAACUCACUAUUGAACAGUUAAUUGAUGUAAAAGCAACUCCUAUUGUCAAACCCAAGCCACCUAGUGCUACAUCCAUUCCUGCAAUAUUAAAAAUUCUACAAGAUGAAUGGGAUGCUGUUAUGUUACACUCAUUUACACUACGACAACAACUUCAAACUGCCAGACAGGAACUCUCCCAUGCUUUAUAUCAACAUGAUGCAGCCUGCCGUGUAAUAGCAAGAUUGACUAAAGAAGUUACUGCUGCUAGAGAAGCUUUAGCCACUCUAAAACCUCAAGCUGGAAUUGUACAGGCUACGGCAAUUCCACAGCCUGCUGUGGCAGUAGAGGCUGGUGGUACAGCUGCCCAACCAAUGGAACAGGCUGGUAUCACCGAUGACGUUAUUCAAAAGCUUCAAGAGCGAGCGACUGUUCUUACUCAGGAACGAAAACGACGUGGACGCUCGGUACCGGAGGACCUAAUGCCACAGGACAAUAUUCGGGCAUUCCAAGCACUUGCAUCUCAUCCUGGACUUCACUCUGCCAGCGUGCCCGGAAUCCUUGCGCUUGAUAUUCACGGUGCUGACACUAGUAAGAUUUUAACAGGUGGUGCAGACAAAAAUGCUACAGUGUUCAAUAAGGAUACCGAGCAAGUUGUGGCUAUUCUCAAAGGUCAUACAAAGAAGGUUACACGUGUUAUUUACCAUCCAGAAGAGGAUAUUGUCAUGACAGCGUCGCCUGAUACUACGAUUCGUGUGUGGAAUGUCAGUACCAGUCAGACGACAUUGUUAUUGAAAGCUCACGAUGCCCCAGUAACUGGAUUAUCUUUGCAUCCAACCGGUGAUUAUCUGCUUAGCUCGUCUCUAGAUCAGCAUUGGGCCUUUUCGGAUAUACGUACUGGCAGAUUACUAACUAAAGUGGCGGGACAAGCUGGACAACCAUUGACUACUGCUCAGUUCCAUCCUGACGGUUUAAUCUUCGGUACUGGCACGGCAGAUUCUCAGGUGAAAAUCUGGGAUCUGAAAGAGCAAUCGAACGUGGCGAAUUUCCCGGGCCACACAGGUCCAAUCACGGCCAUUAGCUUCUCCGAAAACGGAUAUUAUUUGGCGACAGCAGCGGAAGAUUCAUGUGUGAAACUUUGGGAUUUACGUAAACUGAAGAAUUUCAAAACAUUACAGCUGGAGGAAUCCUACGAGGUGAAAGAUAUUUGUUUUGAUCAAAGUGGAACGUAUUUGGCCGUGGCUGGAACAGACGUGAGAGUAUACCUCUGCAAGCAAUGGCAGGAAUUGAAAGUGCUAAAUGAUCAUACAGCAGCGGCCACUGGCGUUCGUUUUGGUAAACACGCACAGUAUAUUGCUUCUACUAGUAUGGACAGAACACUGAAAUUGUACGGACUGUCGUAAAUUCAUAGGAAAACGUACGGAUUUUAUUAUUUAAUAUUGAAUUAAAUUACUAUGUGCAAAUAUAUCUAAUGAACUUGUCUUAUUUAAUCUUCAUUUAAUUUCUUAAAUUUGUUCAUUGACAGUAUUUGUCGAGAACUCAAAUAUUUUAAAAAUAUGAUUCUGAGAUGAAUUCUCGGAUAUUAUUAUUGGUAAAUUCGAUUGGAAACACUAGUAUGCACCAGUGUACACUAAGGCUGUUUUAUAGUCUCUAGUUUGUAUACUUAAGAUCAUCUUAAAUUUGCCUCUGAAUAUUCCGUAACCAGUGCAACGAUUUGUAUAUAGCAUUUGAAGAUGAUAUAAGACGAUAUAAUGUUCUGUGUGGUUAAUUUUUUAAAGUGACAGAAAAUUUGGUACCGAUGAAAUUAAUACAAGUCACGUUGCUUAUGUCGCGCGCUGAUUGGGUAGAGCAAAAAAGAAAGCAAGGGGUAUAUGCCUCGUAAAAACGGCAUGUUUACUAAUAAUUGUCACGUCGCAGAGAAUUAUUUCGAAGCCCGUGUAUAUAAACAGACGAUUUUAAAUAUAAAAUUAUAAAAUUUUAUAAAUAUAGCUAAGAUGUAGAUAUAGUCUCGCAUAUUAGACUAAGCAGACUGAGAUGAUUGGGAUACAUAUGUAGAAUGGAACAACCCUUUAAAGGCAAGAAAGCUUUUAAAACUAACAUUGCUAACAAUAAAAGACCGAAGGGCAAGUUGAGACACGGAUGGUGGAAAGGAACGAUCUAGACAAACUGGGUAUGCGGAAAUCUAGGGUCAGAGAGAGGGUUAAGUGCAGGCAGCUUCGUUCUGAGGCCAAGGUUCUCUUUAGGACCUUGUGGUGCUGUAGAUAGAAAUACAGCUAAAAUAUAAGAACGAACUAUGAAUUGACCUUAGUGUGCACUGGCGCGGACUUGUGCUUCCCCCCAAUCGAAUCCGCCAUACAAUAUACUAUUCAGAAGAAGUUCUCAGACAAGUUGAUAUAGAAUUCAAUACGUUGCUCUGUCAUACGUUUUUGUAAAAUCAUGCAAUUGUUUGAGUACAAUUGCAUAUAAAUAAAAUAAUGACCUGCAGAAUUUCCGAA